GAUGGGGCGUGUGGGACUCCCACAAGGCUUUGUGGGGAACAGAGGCUAUGAACGGAAGCCAGAGAAGGGGUGGUGUGGCAGGAUUUACCAAGCGGCUGCCACCUCCGUGGCAUUUUCUCAACGUGCCCAGGCUGGGGGGUGGCAGCUGGAAGGGUCUGGAGUUUUGGUCCUGGACAGGCGGGAAGGAAGGCUGCAAAGCCUGGGUCGCCCAGGCCCAAGAGCAGCCGGACUGGGCGCGCUGAGGAUGGCAGUGGUGCCCUCCCCCCUUCCUGUGCAUGAGGGCAUCUCUGCUGGGCAGCGCUUGCUUCCCCUCCUGCCUGGUCUGGGUGUGGGUGUGGGAGCAAGUCCACCCUGCCUGCCGCCGUGGGGCUGGACCUCUGGGACUUCCGCCUCCUUGCCUGAAGCUAGGGCGAGGGGGCAGCUCCGGGAAGACCUCUGGACCACUUGAGUGGGGCACAAGGGCAGCUGGAAGUACAGGAUGGAAGGCAGCAGGAUCUUGGGACGGAUCUGCCUCCUGUUUGUUGCUGACAGAUUAGGAGAAGAGCAGCCCAGCUGCCUUAGUCUCCUCACCUACUGCCUCCCCCAGACCCAUCCUGCGGACAUGGCAAACAAGGGGCCUUCCUUCGGGCUGAGCAGAGACGUCCAGGCCAAGAUUGAGAAGAAAUACGACGAUGAGCUGGAGGAGCGCCUGGUCGAGUGGGUGGUGGCCCAGUGUGGGAACGAGGUGGGGCGCCCCGAGCGAGGGAGGCUGGGCUUCCAAGUCUGGCUGAAGAACGGCAUUAUCCUUGGGAAGCUCAUCAACAGCCUUUAUCCCAGCGGCUCCAAGCCUGUGAAGAUCCCGGAUCCGCCCCCCAGCAUGGUCUUCAAGCAGAUGGAGCAGAUCUCCCACUUUCUGAAGGCAGCAGAGGAUUACGGGGUGGUGAAGACAGACAUGUUCCAGACAGUUGAUCUCUUUGAAGCCAAGGACAUGGCAGCCGUCCAGCGGACUCUCAUGGCCUUGGGCAACCUGGCUGUGACCAAGAAUGAUGGGCAUUACCAGGGGGACCCCUCAUGGUUCAUGAAGAAGUCCCAGGAGAACAAGCGGGACUUCUCCGAGAGCCAACUGAAGGAGGGCAAGAAUGUGAUCGGCUUACAGAUGGGCUCCAACAAAGGGGCGUCGCAGGCAGGCAUGACGGGCUACGGCCGACCCCGGCAGAUCAUCAGCUAAACCCAGUCCAGCUGCUGUGCUGCCCCCCCCAAGCCAGCCGGUCUUCCCGCUCUUGCUAACAGCCUGGCAAGCUCUGCCCCGCUGCCACCACCAGGGGUAUCCACAGGGAACUUCCCCACCGUGCCCAAAGACUUGUGCUGCUGCUGCUGCUGCGUAGCAAUGGCCGGCCAGGCAGCCAACCUGCUCCAGAGCCGCUGGCCACUGCAUGCUGCCCGCUUCACCCACCCGCCCGCCGCCGCGCACCCUCCUGGCCUGCUUUGGCCCUGGCACACAUCCUGGGGCUGCCAGAAGGCUCCUCCCAAACUGCAGAACCGAACUUGGCUGAAGUUGCCCAAGGAGCGUUUCCUGACAAACUCUGCCGGGGCGUGAACAAAGCUACUGUUUUGUACUUUUUUGGGGUUAUUCAUUAGAUUAAAAACUGAAUCUUUUAGGA
Messenger RNA from Ahaetulla prasina, 1640 nucleotides. It is a transcript of the gene TAGLN, whose product is annotated as transgelin. Lineage: Eukaryota; Metazoa; Chordata; Lepidosauria; Squamata; Colubridae. The transcript is spliced from 5 exons. The record is from RefSeq and is a predicted model, not a curated record. Gene Ontology annotation, molecular function: protein binding. Bases 479 to 1207 code for a protein of 242 amino acids.